Messenger RNA from Ananas comosus (pineapple), 800 nucleotides. RefSeq lists its product as uncharacterized. The record is from RefSeq and is a predicted model, not a curated record. The transcript has 6 exons. NCBI's taxonomy places the organism in Eukaryota, Viridiplantae, Streptophyta, Magnoliopsida, Poales, Bromeliaceae. Gene Ontology annotation, cellular component: mitochondrial membrane. The coding region runs from base 1 to 618 and encodes 205 amino acids.
AUGUCUAUGCAAAUUUUUUUAGUUUGGCGCUCGUGUCGUACUUUUCGCCGCCGCAUCUCCUCCGUCGCCGGCGAUUUCUCCUCCGCCGAUCACCGCCGCCGCCGCCGCCCUGCCGCCGCCGCUGCCGCGGAGGCUGAGGUUUCCCAUUGCUCAAUCCGGGACCUAUUAGAUACUCUUUGUGGGUUUCUGGCUCAAAAUUAUUUAUUCCCUCCCCCCCCCCACCCAAUCUCCACACCAGGGGACUGCCAAUCAGAAGCAGAACACAAAUAUACAGUGGCUCCUAAGGUUGAGACACCUCCUAAGAUUUUGUACACUGCCUCGCAAUUCAAAAGAUGGGGUCGGAAAUACCCCUUUGUCCGCUACGGUCUUCCACUCAUUUCUCUCACAGUGCUAGGAUCUGUUGGCCUUGCUCAUCUUAUACAAGGCAGCAAAGAAGUGACAAAGGAGAAGGAUGAUCUAGAAUGGGAGAUUAUCGAGACAACAAAAGCACUCACCAGAACUGGACCUGUGGAGGGCUAUAAGCCAAAGAAUCUCUCCCUGGAGGAGGAGCUCAAAGCUCUACAGGAAAAGGUUGACAUUAACAAGUACGAAUACAAGAAGAUCCCGAGACCAAAAUGACGAAAAAUUCGAGCAUAAACUAAUAAGUGUUUCUUCUUGAGUUCCUUUUUUUUGGUUUUCUUUUUCUCGGCCAUAAUGGAUUGGUACUAGUUUUAUGUUUCCCUUUGUCUUGGCUCUUGUGAAAUAUGAAUCUCCUGGUAAUUACCAAAUGCGGUUUCUAUAUACUUUUGAUGAUUGCUUUA